AUGUGGAGGAUGAGGCUGUGGAGGAUGAGGCUGUGGAGGAGGUGCUGUGGAGGAGGAGGCUGUGGAGGAGGAGGCUGUGGAGGAGGUGCUGUGGAGGAGGUGCUGUGGAGGAGGCUGUGUGGAGGAGAAGGUGUGGAGGAGGUGUGGAGGAGGUGUGGAGGAGGUGUGGAGGAGGAGGAGACGCUGGUGUAUAGUUCUCUGAGUGUGAUCCCAGAUGCAGAGUACUCCUUCACCACAGUGUUCCAGGACCACCAAUACCAGGUCUACAUGGUGCUGCGGCCACAUGUCAAGGAGUUUCUCCAGGCAGUGUCCAGAAACUAUGAGCUCUUUGUGUUCACCUGUUCUAAGAGAGUUUAUGCAGAGAAGGUUCUGGACGUUCUGGAUCCGCACAAGAAACUCUUCAGACACAGGCUGUACCAAGAGGACUGCUCCUGUGUCCUGGGACACUACAUCAAAGACCUGCGAGUCCUGGGACGAGACCUGAGAACAACUGUGGUGUUAGACAACUCUCUCCACACACAUACCCCCACCAUCUGA
Messenger RNA from Knipowitschia caucasica, 537 nucleotides. The record is from the annotation of a GenBank genome assembly. Lineage: Eukaryota; Metazoa; Chordata; Actinopteri; Gobiiformes; Gobiidae.